This is a messenger RNA of Owenia fusiformis, 1202 nucleotides long. NCBI's taxonomy places the organism in Eukaryota, Metazoa, Annelida, Polychaeta, Sabellida, Oweniidae. The record is from the annotation of a GenBank genome assembly.
AUGUGAUAUUAGUGGACAUCAUAACACCACAUAAAUCUUUUGGCUCAAAGCCAUACAUGUAAAACACUAAGGUUAUUCAGAGCACAAAGGUAGUGUAGUAUACACACCUUGAUCUUUUCAACUGAGGGACCAUCUCAAGAUAAUAGUUGAUUUGAAUUAAAGUUACUGAAAUCAUGGAUGCAUAUAGUGAUACAGACUUGUGGAUAAAGAUCGAUCUGGAUAGAAUUUAUAUCAAAGAAGUAGAAAUCGCAAAGUUACUAUAUCAUGAACUUGAUGAGAAAAGUAUUGAAAAUGAAGACAUAAAAGGUGUUCAGAUGGUUAGGAUAAAAGGAAGAAAUAUAGCGAUAGUGUAUUGCAGGAAUUUAGAGGUAAAGGGUGAACUUCUAGCUAUUGGCCAAAUUACAAUACAAGGUCAAUUAAUGCAGUUAGUCAGCUAUACCAGAGCAGUAUAUCAACCUCCUGAACGUGUUUCCAUUCAUGGGAUUCCUUUACACAUUUCAAAUGCUGAAGUGUCUGAUUGGAUUAGCGAGAAAGUUGACAUUGUAACACCCAUCCAGUAUGCGUACAAGAUAGAAGGAAAUAUUCGUAUAAACUCUGGGAACAGAUUCCUUUAUGGCCAUGUUAAAGAAGGAGUCAUAUUUCCCCGAUAUAAUGUGUUCACUACCUCCGACCCAUUUGAUAGAGAAAGUCUCAUUGACAUUGACACAACCAUAUACAUAAAUUCCCAGCCAAUCAACUGUACCCGUUGCAAAGUCAUAGGGCACACAGGACGUGAUUGUGAGGCUAACCGUAGAGCAGGCAGGCUCCAGAAUGAGACUUGCCGGAAAUGUCAUAGAUCCGGGCAUUUCAUGCGAGAUUGCCCACUGAACGAGAUACAAAAUGAAACUCAAAGGAAAGCAGAACCAGAAGCAAAGAAACCAGAUGCGAUAGAGGAAGAUGAAAGUGAAAGUGAAAACGAAACCAUUCAAGAUAAAGAUGAUAACACAAGUGAGGAGGAAGAACGAGAAGACACAAAAGACCAAAAAACCACAAAAAACAAAAACGACAAUCAAAACACCAAAACUGAAGAAUUGAACGAGCAAAAAGACAAUGAAUCAUCGGACAAUAAAACACCAAAGCAAAGAGGGAAUAAUAAGAAGAGGAAAGACCUAACACCAUCUAGCAUUGAAAAACCAUCUAAGAAAAACCCUAAAAAGAAGUAA